AUGAUGCAUAAUAGUAAAACAUUGGUAAUGAUAAUAAUGGGGAAAAAGCUUGCAGCUAUAAAGAAAUCAUUUAAAUCUGACUACAGUACACGUUCAAAAGGUAUAAUUAAUCCUGAAACACUCCUUAUUAACAACGCUUCUUCUACUUCUGCUUCUGCUUCCGCUCAUCAAACUGCUCAACAAGACGUUCGACAAAAUGUUCAACAAAUUUCCCAAAAAGUCAUUCUAGGAACUUCUCAAGAAAUUACUCAACAUUUUGCCGAAAAAAUUACCCGAACUUUCCAAUCAACAUUAUCGAACACAAUCUCCUGA
Entrophospora candida is the source of this 312-nucleotide messenger RNA. NCBI's taxonomy places the organism in Eukaryota, Fungi, Glomeromycota, Glomeromycetes, Entrophosporales, Entrophosporaceae. The record is from the annotation of a GenBank genome assembly.